GCAGACGAGCAAAGACGAAUGACAAUGCGUCACAGAGAGAAGAUAUAGCUUUCAUACAAUAUUUAGACAUUCCUCUUCUUUUCCCUUACCAGCCCUCCUCUCAACAUGUUCAGUCUCCAGCCGGGAAUGGCCACCGGACAUCAUUCUGAUCGUAUCGUUACAACAAACGGCCACUUGGGUCGAUCAAACGGUGUGGAAUCUGGCACACAAAGUCCAAGAAUUGCCAGAAACUAUGACAGUUAUAGUAAUUCAAGCGAUAAAGGUCACUUGGAUCGAUCAAACGGUGUGGAAUUCAGCACUCCGAGCCCAAGAACUGCCAGAAACUAUGACAGUUUUGGUUUUGGCAAUUUGAGCGGCAACGGCUAUUCGGGUCAAUCAAAGUUUUUCGAAUUCGGCUCUCCGAAUCCAAAAUUUUCCAGAAAUUAUGACAGUUUUGGCAAUUCCAGUGAGAUUCAACAUAGCACUCUGUCAUGGAAAAUGGGCAGAUGCUAUGACAACUCUGGCUAUUCAAGUGGGAUGGAAGCUGACGCUCUGACUCAAGGAGUCGCCAGACAACCGGGCAAGUUUGGCAAUUCAAGCAGGAUUGGAUUUGGCACUGUGACUGAAAGAAUUGCCAGACGCUAUGACGGUUCUGUCAAUUCAGGUGGAAUCGAAUUCCAUGCACGAAAACAAACAGAAGAGGAUUCCGAUGGAUCAUCCCCACCCUUGUGGAAGACUAGCCCACCUGUAACUCCAACAACCGAAGCUUCCUCUCCCUCCCAUCGUGCUCAUCUUUCCCCCAACUCGCGAUUGCAGGCGAUUGCCAGAGGCCGGCGGGAGCUGAUGGAGAUGAUUCAAGAUAUGCCCGAGUCAAAUUACGAGCUCUCUCUAAAAGAUAUUGUGGAGCCGCCUGCUACUGGAGGAUUUGAGGAGACAGUAAACGAGGAUGAGAGAGCAUUGGUGCAUGAGACGAUCCAAGAGGAGAAGACAACAAACAGGAAGAAAAGGCAUGGAAGAGGACGCGAUUUGAGAGGCACAAACACGGAAAAUGGAGCUAUUCUUCUCAAGAUGUUCUUCCCGGCUUCUUUGGGUUCAAAGAAGAGGAGCUCAAGCACCAGUACAUGCUCAAAAGUUUCGCCAAAACCCAUGCCGGUGGAGGAGAAGAGUGUUGAUGGCGAAUGGUGGAAGAAAAAGUUCUCUGUUGUAGGAGAGAACGACCGCAGCAGAACAAACAAAAGCAGCAGAAGCAGCAGCAGCAGCAGCAACAGUAGCAGUAACAGCAGCAGGCGUAUGGGUGGUUUCUUACCAAGUUGCUGGUCCUUCUUCAACACCAGUAAAAGCAAAGGCAGGGGGCAUAAAGGAUGUCUCUUUUGAUGCAAAAACUAUAUAAAUUUUCUUGCAUCUAUCCCUGUAAUAGUACUUCAGCAUAGCAAAAAGUAUGAGAAAUUAUGAAACAAUCAAAUUGCAGCAUGGCUUGUGUAUGUAUGCAUAUUUUGGAAACAUUGGUGUUUUUCAUUACCACUAUAGAUGCUUCUGACUCGAUCA
Molecule: messenger RNA, 1524 nt
Organism: Magnolia sinica
Lineage: Eukaryota; Viridiplantae; Streptophyta; Magnoliopsida; Magnoliales; Magnoliaceae
Exons: 2
Coding region: 106-1353 (415 amino acids)
Source: RefSeq, a predicted model, not a curated record